Messenger RNA from Mercenaria mercenaria, 4031 nucleotides. RefSeq names its product monocarboxylate transporter 12-like. Gene Ontology annotation, biological process: monocarboxylic acid transport; transmembrane transport. The transcript is spliced from 6 exons. The record is from RefSeq and is a predicted model, not a curated record. Lineage: Eukaryota; Metazoa; Mollusca; Bivalvia; Venerida; Veneridae. The coding region runs from base 304 to 1689 and encodes 461 amino acids. Gene Ontology annotation, molecular function: monocarboxylic acid transmembrane transporter activity.
AGAAACAUACUGGCAGAUAAGCACGUUUUAAGGUUAUGAAUGUACAAAACUCGACAACUCGGUAUAAGUCGCAGAAAGUCUAAAGGAUAUUUGGAUAACAGGUACAUGAAAGUAUGUGGCCUAAAGACAGAGAAAAAAGGCAUCAAGAAAAGCAGUAAUAAAAAAAUCAUUACAAGCGGACGUAGGAAGGCCGACAGGAACAUGUGCCUAUACCCAGACUGAUUUUUUUAUUUGGAAUUUUAAACACUUAUAUUUCGAAAUCCUGCACACAUAGACAUCGCUCAUUCAGGAACUAAAGGCAGGAUGGAGAUAGAGAAAAUGCAUAGAUGGUUGGUUUUCCUAUCAGCAUGCAUGGUUAUGAUAGUAACAUUGGGAUUUGUCCUCUCCUUUGGUGUAUUAUUGGUUGAUUUCAUCAAUGUUUUCAACGCAUCAAGAUCCAAAGCGUCUCUGGUACAAUCUGUGUUUAUCGCCGUAAGUACGUGUUCUGGUCUAUUUGUUGGCCCUAUAAUGCAGAAAUGUGGAAUGAAGAAAGCUGGCUGUCUUGGAUCAGUAUUGAUAUCAACGGGACUUAUCAUUUCUUUCUUCGCUAAUUCCAUUCCAUAUUUUGUUGUUUCGACUGGAGUUGUAACAGCUUUGGGUGUAGGUUUCCUGUUUGUCGUGUCUUACGCCGCUGUUGGGCACCACUUCACCGAGAAAACAGCACUGAUUCUACUGUCAAUAGUAAACGCAGUUUCUGGACUAGGAGGAAUGUUGUUUCCGUUUAUCCUCGCAUACUUCAGUGAAACAUUUGGCUUACGUGGAACUCUUCUGCUGAGUGGUGGUAUUGUCAUGAAUACUAUUCCCGCUGCUUUACUUUGGACGCAACCUGAACACAUUCUGCCUAAGAACCGAAGGAAGAAGGGAAAAACAAAUAAUGCAUACACCUCAGAAGAAACUGAAUCUAGAACAGAAGACAGAGUGCAAAAUGAUUACAAGAAUGAAAUUGUACCGAGGCAUGGUGAAACGGUAGAAAUUAAAAAAGUAAAAUAUAUGCAAAAUACUGAGCACGGACUUUUAAGAAGCAUCAAACUCCUUUUCAAAGAUAAAUGUUUCAUUUUAUUUGUACUAGGAAUGGCUCUUGCAUAUCCACCUAUUAUGUUGCUGAUAACGUUUAUUGUAGAUGUAUUUACCGAUUCAGGUCUUUCUCAAACAGAUGCCAAUUUUGGACUUCUACUAAUGAACGCGUUCAGUAUCGGUGGACGCUUACUUCCAGGGCUCUUAUUGCAGUCAAGGCAUAUUAGUUCUUUGAUGGUUCCAGCAUUCGCGAGCAUAGUAACAGGUGUCUGUAUGGCAGGCUUAAUUUUGGUUAGGUCUUUGUCCUUAAAGCUUGUCUUCUCUAGCGUUGUUGGAAUACCAUUAGGUAUUUUCGUGUCGUGUUUUAGUGUGACAAAUUUAGACAUCGUUGGCCCAUCCCAGUUGGGUAACGCAUCUGGAUUAACUCUUACAGCAAGCGGAUUGGUCAGCAUUGCAGCCGGGCCAGUCAGUGGAUAUAUUCGGGAUGCUACGGGCUCUUACGUUAUCGUAUUUCUUGCUUGCGCUGGUAUUCAACUAAUUGCAACUUCCCUUUUUGUGAGUGCAAUGUACUACAGAAAAGAUAGCAAGUCAUCAGCUUCCAGGAAAACUUCAGUGUUUUACAUUACAAAAAUGUAGUAUAUUUUCAUGAAUCUUUUUGAAAUUUAGAAAUCGUAAUUGAUUGAUUUGAUAACAGAUCUGUUUAUAUAAUAUGUAUGAUUAAUAAUAUUACAAACGUUUAUUCUUUGUAAGUUUUGUUUUAUAUAUCAAAGACCAUUUGUUAUAACUGUUCUACCAAAUAUUGCAAAUAGGACAAACAAAAAGGAUAGAUUUCCAGCAGGAACAUACAUGUUCGGGAGAAAUCAGACUUCUCAAAUUGCUUGAUAUGUUUGGAUUUGUACACAAUUUACUAGCAGGCAGUUGGUUAUUCGCACGCGAAUUUGGCAACUUGCUCUCCUGAUCUUAAUGAAGACUGAUGUAUAUAUUGAAAGUUUUGAAUCUUGAUAUCUAAGAGUAAUUCAAGAGUUUAUUUGCAUGGUUUUAUACAUGUACACAAAACACACUGACAAAGACAACGAGAAGGAAACGAACAAAUUAAGGUACUCGAUGGAGCAUGCCUAUGGAGGUCAGUGACAAUCAGCUCACAGGGGAUUGAACUAAGAUCUGUCCCCUCAUGUUCCACAGCUACUGAAAAGUAACAAAGUAACAAGGCAACGAUCUUACAAGAACAACAACACCAACAACAAAUGGACGGAUGUAUACUUUAUUCAUAAAAUGUACAAAAUAUCUAAACAAAGUAAUGCAAAUAGAAAAAACGGUCAGUCAACGGCGAAUUUAUGCCUUGUGCACAUCAUUGCAGAAAUAUACAUUAACUAUGUAAACAACAAGCUAAGAAACACAUGUAACGAGAGGGUACCGCCCUUAGACUACCAGUGCAAGAUUACUACUUGGGAGUUAACACGGCUUAAUGGUGCUUAAUGGUGCACUCUUCACUUCACUCUAGAUUGUGGUUAUAUUCCGAAGUUACUGGAGUGUUCAGUUAAAUUAAAAUAAAAGCUACAAACACGUUCUUCAAAAACGUUGAUGGGACAAGGUAGAGUCUGUUCAUGAGAGAUAACAGACUGUGAAUGACCCAUUACACCCUCUCUCACUGACUUAAAGAGAAUCCCUAUAGUUUUUUUCCUUUCAUAGAAUUUUUUUUAAUUCACAUAUAUGAUAGGAAAAUGUGUGCUGAAAACAAUGAACAAAUAAAAAUAAUAGGUCACCAGGCUUGUUUUUGUGAAAAAUUGCUUUGAACACACCCACUGUUGCUGAAACUGCCAGCGAUUUUUCAACAGUUUCAUAAUUUUCUGCUUUUUUAUAAAUAUCAACCAAAAUAUACAUCCAGGCAGCACAAUACGAUUUUUUUCUUAUUACAGAUUUUAUCAUAUACUUACUUGAUAUCAUAGUCAUAUUUGUAAUACUCUAUCCUUACAAUGAUGGGUACAAAUGAAAAAAAAAUAUUGUUUCAUAUUUACUUUUGUGAACUUUUUUCAAUGAAAAAUACCCAUAGUGAAGAAUAUUUUUUUUAAUUUUGAAAAAACUCUUUCAGAUUUUUUUCCUUUUUUUCUUGUGUAUAGAUAAUUGUAUUGUGAGCAUAAAAAUGACUAAAAAUGUAUGGGUCACCAGGCUAAAUUUUAUGUUAAGACCGCUAGAAUACAACAUCUGUUCGGACGGAAAUGGCGCGAACCUGCCCAAAUUGAUUAAAAUGUGUGUCUGCUAAAAGUUUAAAAAAAGUUUUAAAAAUUCUUAAUUCUUUCUAUAAUUGCAUACUAAAUAAUCUGAAAGGUGAUAUUGUCUUAUCAGUACUAAGUCAAUUAUCUUACAUUAUAUGAACAACAAUGUCUUUAUACUAAAAUGCGAUGUGAAAACACAACCACAGAAAUAGCAAGAUACCUGUCAGGCAUGAUACCUGUCAAUACAACAUAAACCAGUAUCAACAUUUGAUUACUGAUAUAACUUAUCAAAUAUGUUGUUUCAUUCAAGAUUCCUCAUAUUUAAGAUUGUCUGUAACAUGUUUCAACAAAUGUUGACUUCAGUUCAGUUUUCCAAAGAAAGUGUCGGCUGCGCAGAAAGAUGCGCAUAAAAAAACUAUAGGAAUUCCCUUUAAGCGAAAUUCUUUUAUAGUAAAAUUUGAUUAAAACAGAACAGAGAAACUAACCUUCAAUGAAUUUUAUGUUAUUCAAUACGCCGCACUGAGUAUCCUUUUUCUUUUGUACUUAACUUCAUUUCUACUGAUCAUUGGAUCCCUAUAGAACAGCAAUUUUCGAAUUCACUAAAAUUGUUUUGUGGUAUUCAUUUAUUUUACAUAUUAUACUAGUAUACCGAAAAUUGACUCGGCGUUCAUUAAAAUUCAUUCGUUGUUUUUUCUGCAAACGUUCGAGGGUCCAUUAACUGUUUCCUGGUUUAGAUUAUAAGGCAACAAAGUUUUAUCAAGUCUG